AUGUCAUACUCGGACACAGACGACGCAAGCACAAAGGACGUGCUUCAACCUCACACCCCUCCUCCACCCGCACUCGAGCCCUACAUGGCCUUCACAACCAUCCCGCGUGCUGCCCCCGGAACCACCUGCUGUAGCAUCUCUACCCUCCUCCACAACAACCACACCACCCUCCUCGUCACCUCUGCCACCAAGGUCGCCGAUGGCCUCACCGCUACCGCCUUUGUCACCUAUACCAUCAAAGUCGGGGAUAAUGAGGUGAAGAGACGUUACUCAGAGUUCGAGUCAUUGCGAAAGGUGCUCUGCAGGAUUUACCCAACGUUGAUUGUUCCUCCCAUCCCAGAGAAGCAUUCCAUUUCCAACUACGCCAAUAUCCAGAACAAGAGCAAGGAGGAUGCCGCGAUGGUUGAGAAGCGCAAGCGCAUGUUGCAAAAGUUCCUGAACAGACUGGCCAAGCACGAGAUCUUGUCCUACGAGCAUGUGUUCCAUCGCUUCUUGGAGACGGGGGUUUCUUGGACCGAGUUGAUGCAUUCACCUCCUAUCUCGACGCUGCCCAAGAACGCAUUGAACGCGACUUUGACAGCCAGCUCAUCUUCAGCCAAUCUCCUUCGACAGGGCUUUGACCAGCCCCCUUCACCUUCAGCUUCAUCGCAGUCAUCUCCAGGACUUGCUGGAUCUACAGGACAUCCUGGUGGAGUUCCUCCUGAAAUCCUGAGGGAGCCCAACCCUCGCUUUAUUGAUAGCGAGGUCUUCACCCAAAAGUUCUCCAACCAGUUGUCAGGAAGCAUGGAUCGCAGCCAAAAGAAGGUCGUCCGCAAACUUGGAGAAAUCGCGAAUGACAACUCGGAUUUGGGCGCGACAUUGAACGGAUUCAGUUUGAACGAGUCGGAUUGCGUUCCUCUUGCCAACGCUAUCGAAAAGAUUGGACAGGCCGUCGACUCGAGCUUCAUGGCUACAACUGCAUUGAUGCAAGCACUGGAGAUCAAUGUCAACGAGCCGAUGCAAGAAUAUGUUCAGUAUGCCAGCAUUAUCAAGGCAAUCCUCAAAUUCAGACACCAGAAGCACAUUCAGUCCGAGAGCACGGCCGAUCAGCUGGAGGCCAAGAGGAGUUCAUUGGAUAAUUUGGAGCGUAUGGAAACUGAAGCCAAGAGGAUCGAAUCUGCACUAAACAAGGGCGAGCGCUCAGGAUCCACUGGUGGUGCUCAAACCAACAGCAACAACAACACCACCACCUCGGGAACUGCUGCUCGUAACGAGACGGCUACUCUUAACGACGAUGAACAUUCGAUCUCUGAGGAAGGGACAUUCACGAACGAACCUGAGAGUAUCCACACGUCGACUGAGAUUGGAGAUGAGGCUGCCGACUUUAACCCCUAUGCACGCACGUCCUCAACAUCAGCACCAAAGGCUGCGGAAGCGGACUCGUCGAAUGGACAUGUGGAUACGACAGCCAGCCCCUACGCCCAGCUGCCUCCUGCCAACCCUUAUGCCACCACCCACUCGCCCCCUUCCAGUGCUUCUGUGAAGCGUCGUAGCACGCGUUUGAACGUCUUCAGUGCGCUCAGCCAUACUCUCCAUAGUAUCGUCGAUGUCGACCCUGAAGCCACCCGCCGUAACAACAUUGGCAAAACCCGCGACGCCAUCGUACAGUUGGAGGAGCAGUUGGAGACAACGAACUCUGACUUGGACAAGAUUUCGCGUGCGGUUCAGGGCGACUUGGACCGGUUCCAGUUGCAAAAGACCAAGGACCUUCGGGACAUUUUGCUCGCCUACGCUAAAGCCCAUCAAAAGUGGUGCCAAAAGAACUUGGGCUCGUGGCAGGAGGCAAAGGAUAAUGUUGAGCAAAUACCAGUUUAA
This is a messenger RNA of Linnemannia hyalina, 1854 nucleotides long. The record is from the annotation of a GenBank genome assembly. Lineage: Eukaryota; Fungi; Mortierellomycota; Mortierellomycetes; Mortierellales; Mortierellaceae.